Molecule: messenger RNA, 1207 nt
Organism: Urocitellus parryii (Arctic ground squirrel)
Lineage: Eukaryota; Metazoa; Chordata; Mammalia; Rodentia; Sciuridae
Gene: Fkbp11
Product: FKBP prolyl isomerase 11
Biological process (GO): protein peptidyl-prolyl isomerization
Cellular component (GO): endoplasmic reticulum
Molecular function (GO): peptidyl-prolyl cis-trans isomerase activity
Source: RefSeq, a predicted model, not a curated record
AUGCAAAUAGUACUGGUAGGAUCGGCUGAAAUCAUUUGAAACCCUCUUUAAAGACUGAAAUUCUUGCAUAAACAAAAGGUUUGUAUGUGCUGCUCUUUUAAAAAGGUUGUUAAUGAAAGCAGAAAAAGGUAAUGCCAGAGGAAAAGAUCAGGAAUUCAUCCCAUUCUUACAGGAAAAUAGUUCCUUGUGCUUUCCAGUUAGCUUUCCAAGAGCAAAAGGAUAGGACAGUGCUCUGCUCCAGAGAGUGGAGCUGAAGGUAUAGAGAUGGGGGAGGGAUGCCACCUUUGACAACUGUUGGUGUGGCAGCAAUUCCUCCUGUGGGACAGAACGGCUAACGGACAGAUGGGUCAGAAUGCGAAAUCCCUAUCUCAGAGAGUAGGGAGGGCUCCCUGCGGCCUCCUCCCUCCAGGAGGUGGGGACAAGGUGGAGCAAGGAUUGCGAGAGGAGGAGCUCGCUCAUCACCACAAGCCCGGUCGCGUCCAGUCUCGCCUGGGCGCGGAGGAAAAGAUCUCCUAAUCGCCGCCACUGGAGUAGCCUGUCCUGGUGCCCCAGUGCUCUGCCCCCAUCCAGUCAUGACCCUGCGCCCCUUAUUCCUGCCCCUCCAUCUCCUGCUGCUGCUGCUGCUGCUGCUCAGUGGGACGGUGUGCCGGGCUGAGGCUGGGUUCGAAACCGAAAGUCCCAUCCGGACCCUUCAAGUGGAGACUUUGGUGGAGCCCCCCGAACCGUGUGCGGAACCCGCUGCUUUUGGAGACACGCUCCACAUACAUUACACGGGUACCUUGAUAGAUGGACGCAUUAUUGACACCUCUCUGACCAGAGAUCCUCUGGUUAUAGAACUUGGCCAAAAGCAGGUGAUUCCAGGUCUGGAGCAGAGCCUUCUAGACAUGUGUGUAGGAGAGAAGCGAAGGGCCAUCAUCCCUUCUCACUUGGCCUAUGGAAAACGGGGAUUUCCACCAUCUGUCCCAGCGGAUGCAGUAUUGCAGUAUGACGUGGAGCUGAUUGCACUGAUCCGAGCCAACUACUGGCAAAAGCUGGUGAAGGGCAUUUUGCCUCUGGUAGGCAUGGCCAUGGUGCCAGGCCUCCUGUGUCUCAUUGGGUUUCACCUAUACAAAAAGGCCAACACACCCAAAGUCUCCAAAAAGAAGCUCAAGGAAGAAAAACGAAACAAGAGUAAAAAGAAAUAAAUGAUAGUACUUUUAAAGAGCUU